GGGCGCGGCGGAUGAUCGCCACGUGCUCCUUGAGGGCGGGGAUGAUCGCCGCUCGCCUUGCCGUGCUGGCAGUGCCACACCGACCCACCUCACUGAUUGCCCGCCCAUCAGCCGCCUUUUCCUCUUGUGGCGCGCAACGCAGCAUCUCAGCAGCACGGGCGGUCCGCAGCAGCUCUCCUCUCUCCUGCGUCGAGUUGAGCACAGGCCGAGCAGCGCGCUGCUGCGCCGGUCUUCCUUUCCCCCCCCUCCCUUACCUCUAUAAACUGCUGGCAUUCCCGAAGCUAUCCUAGUGUUUCUAGCGAGAAGCACGAGCUCUGCUAUGCUAUGUAUUUUGUGUCGGCUUUAGUGCGUCUUAUCGUUGUGACGUCCGGUCCGGUCCGGUGAUCUCUACUUGGUGGGCUGUUCGUGGAGUGGGUAGUAUUAUUUUUUUUUCCGAUUCCUUUUGUUCUCAUCGGGACACCUGCACCUCGUCGCUCUCUGCGCUUCACAAACGGUAUCUCCAUGUCUCAAUCCCUCCCUCUCUCUUCUUCUUUACUCGAUCUGUCCUCUCGAUAGACGAAGAGUCUGACGUGUAUACUAGUUGCUGUUCAAUCCUCCGCACUGUGCCCACCUGCAACAUUCACUCUCAUGAUUCUCAUCUACUCAAACGACUCAAAACCAUUGGCACAUGAACAUUGAGCACUGCACACAAACUCGCGUAACUAACAUUGUCCCCCCGCAUUCAGUCACAACGUCGCCUUUGGUGAUCGUAGGUCGUGAGUCUGAGUCUUUGAGUCUGGUGACUUGCUACCAUCCAUCUCAAGAGUCAUAGGCUCAAGAGUCUGCAAUCUGCAAUCUGUAAGUUAAACCCGUCAGCGGUCGUACGUGUACGGCUGGCGCUAUUGGAUCUGCACCGCGUCUGCACCGUCCGCGGACCGUCACGGUGUUAAGAGUUGCCAGCCACUCUAUUGUAUUCUCUCUUGAAUGAGCUCUCGCCAUCAGGCACAGAGUAAUCAUCUUGUCGUCCGUGCUUCGUUCGCUUUUCUCGAGAGUUCUCGAGAGUUAUCGAGAGUAGAAGACUGUGUUUGGUAUCUCUCUGCUCUCUGCUCUCUGCUCUCUGCUCUCUGGCUUCCGUUCUCGAUCUUUCUCCAAUUGCACUACGGAGUGAAGGGACGUCACGUAGAGGACCAGGUAACGGUAGCGAUUGAGGGGCGGAAGGGGGGAGGAGGAGGCAGAUAGGGCCAGAGAACGGUGCAGUUGAAGGGACUGAAGGAGGGAGUCCACGGUGAUGAAUGCGAGGAGAGGUACUUUUUUUGGUUGUCGUCUCCGAAGCCGAGACGUCGCAUCAGUAGUCACUUAACUUUUUUUUUUUUCUUUUUUUCUUUUUUUGGGAAAAGUAGUCAAUUAACUGGGUAACAGAGGGCCUUGCACAUUCAUGCAGUAAUUUUCACAGUUAGACCGAGUUGACAUUCACAGACACACACACACACACACACACAGAGAGAGAGAGAGAGAGAGAGAGAGAGAGAGAGAGAGAGAGAGAGAGAGAGAGAGAGAGAGAGAACGCAGGUGGAGAAAGAGGAGGAGGAGUGACGCAGCGUGAGAGGCUUUCAGAGGCGGUCACGAUGCCGAAUCCUCGUGUGUUCUUCGACAUUUCCAUUGGCAACAUACCGGCUGGAAGGAUCGUCAUGGAGGUGAAAGAGGUAUAGGCAAGUCGGGGAAGGCAUUGCAUUACAAAGGGAGCACUUUCCAUAGAGUUAUUCCAGACUUCAUGUGUCAGGGUGGAGACUUCACAAAUGGUAAUGGAACCGGCGGGGAGUCUAUCUAUGGUGCGAAGUUUGAAGAUGAGAACUUCAUUAAGAAACAUGUAGGAGCAGGUGUUCUGUCAAUGGCGAACUCGGGCAACUCAAAUGGUUCUCAGUUUUUUCUUUCGACUGUGAAAACUCAGUGGCUGGACAACAAGCAUGUGGUUUUCGGCCAUGUUGUAGAAGGCUUGCAUGUGGUUAAAGCAAUAGAGUCGGUGGGAACACCAACGGGCAAGACAAGAAGAGCCGUUGUAAUUUCGAAUUGUGGACAAAUUUUUUAAAUGGACGAGUUAACAGGAAACCCUGCAUAUGUGAGGGAUGCUUUAGGAUAGGUGAGGAGAUUGAAGAACAACAGGUGUUGUUGUCUCGACGGAUAAGCAUGUAAUGUGGUUCAGCCUCUGCAGCGCAUCAUUUCUUGUCUAUCAGAGAAGCAGUGCAGGCUUGCCUUAACUAGGUCUAGAGUUCGCGUCAUCCAUGCAGUGUUCCUUGCAGUGGGUUGGUGUCAGAGUUGGCCAUCCAUCGGAGUUACGAGAAGAGGGCAGGUGGUCUUUGCCGGUGCACCAAUAUAGCAGCUAAGCCCCCUUCUGUCAGCAUCGAGCCCCUCCUUUAUCACUCAACCACCCUGCACUUAUUUUUCCACAUCUGUUGCAUGCAAUUGUGCCUGCAUGUGGGUGUGCGUGUGUGUGACGGUGAGUGUGCAUGCCUGUGCAUGUGUCUGUGUGCACGUGAGAGUGUGCUCUGUGUGUGUGUGUGUGUGUGUGUGUGUGUGUGUGUGUGUGUGUGUGUGUGUAUGUGUGUGCACGAGUGUUUGUGUGUGUUCGUGUGUGUGCAUGAGUGCAUGCGCGUGUGUUUGUGUGUGUUCGUGUGCGUUCGUGUGUGUGCACGUGUGCAUGCGCGUGUGUUUGUGUGUGUGCGGUUUUGUCAUUAUCCCCCGGACAAGUCCGGUUAUACUAUAGGCGCCCGUUGAACAGAUGUUUAAUUCGUUGCCAGAUCCAUGAGUUUCAUUUUUGUUCGAGUUCUUCAACACGACUCUCAGGUCACCCAAUUUGGUGAGCUAAACAUGUUUGUGUUUCUCUGCAGCCUUUUCAUUUUCCUCUCGUGUGUCCUUUUCUGCCUACAUCCGAAGGUGAUUUCCUGAGCAUGAUAAGGUCUGGUGUUCCCUUUUCUCUUGCUUCCAAAUAGGACUUGCUGAGCGUGAUGAGGUCUAGUAGCAUACUUGCUUCUUCCAGUAUAGUUGGGGAAAUCUGGGCCUAUUGCAGA
Messenger RNA from Chara braunii, 3044 nucleotides. The record is from the annotation of a GenBank genome assembly. Lineage: Eukaryota; Viridiplantae; Streptophyta; Charophyceae; Charales; Characeae.